CAGUCAAACAACUCAAGAUACAGGAAGAGAAACUUAGACAAUGGCUGCAUACGCAAAGAUAAAAAUAUUCUACAUUUCUAUCGGGUUUUGGCUGAUUUUAGGUGUUGAAAGCUACAGUGCUUGGUCAAAUCAUACAUUAACUGUUCAGACUGGAGGAUCUGUCACCAUCCCAUGUCAUUAUGACAAGAAAUACACACAGCAGAAGAAAUCCUGGUUCUCAGAGAUUGAUCAAACAUCCACAUACACAAACACAACAGAGCAGAAUCUAUCAGUAAUUGAUCAUCCUGAUCAGAGUCUCUUUACUGUGACUAUGAGAAACCUGCAGAACAAACACACUGGACUUUAUUAUUGUGCUGUGGAGACUGGAGAACAACCACCGAUAAAAACAAUAUAUGAGCCUUAUCUCAAGAUUCAGUCUGCUCCUGAUGUGUCUGUGUCGAGCAGCAAUGUCUCUGGACAUGAAGGUGGUGAUAUCAGUGUUCAGUGUCUCUACAGUUCUGGAUAUCAGAAUAAAGUCAAACAGUGGUGCAGAUAUAAAGAUCAGAGAUGUUACACAGUGGGGAGCGCUGACAAAUCCCAGAAUUCAUCAGUGCAGAUCAGAGAUGAUGAUGGGAGAAGAUCCUUCACUGUGCUGAUGACUGGACUGAGACGGACUGAUUCUGGCUGGUACUUCUGCUCUGUAGGAGAUGCAAUGAAUCCUGUUCACCUCACAGUUACUGAACCCAAAAGAGUCUUCUGCCUCGGUGGAUGAUAAUUCAGUGAUUUACAGUUCUGCGAUUACCUUUCGUCAAGCACCUUCUUCAUCAGUGAAUCCAGAAGCUGAAGUGAUCUACAGCUCUGUGAAAUAAACUCUCACCUGUGAGUUCUGAAUGAAGUUAUGAGAAAGUGGAAGUCAAUAACUGUAAAUAAUUGUGAAGCUUCAGUGCUUAACAUAUGUAAUACUGUGAAAGCAAACAUAAUUUGGGGGGUUACUCACAGUAAAUGCAGUUUUGUUAGUUGCAAUGAAAUAGUUUUUUAGAAGAGGUAUAUAUUUAAUAUUACAUUUAAUUGUACUUUUAUUCGUUUCAAUUGCACAUAUAUAUAUAUAAAAAAAAAACAAUUCAGCAUGAAAUAAUUGAUAUACCUUGCUUGCACACUUUUUAAAUAUAUUUCCUGUAUGUGUAGCACCAUCUGCUGGACAUUUUUUUUCUUCUACAUAAACGAGCGAAA
This is a messenger RNA of Carassius auratus (goldfish), 1209 nucleotides long. RefSeq names its product polymeric immunoglobulin receptor-like. Gene Ontology annotation, cellular component: plasma membrane. The transcript is spliced from 5 exons. Bases 41 to 751 code for a protein of 236 amino acids. The record is from RefSeq and is a predicted model, not a curated record. NCBI's taxonomy places the organism in Eukaryota, Metazoa, Chordata, Actinopteri, Cypriniformes, Cyprinidae. Gene Ontology annotation, molecular function: transmembrane signaling receptor activity.